Molecule: messenger RNA, 3341 nt
Organism: Peromyscus californicus insignis
Lineage: Eukaryota; Metazoa; Chordata; Mammalia; Rodentia; Cricetidae
Gene: St13
Product: ST13 Hsp70 interacting protein
Exons: 12
Coding region: 417-1523 (368 amino acids)
Molecular function (GO): Hsp70 protein binding; protein dimerization activity
Source: RefSeq, a predicted model, not a curated record
GGCGUCUCGUUCGGCUUUCCUUCCACCUUCAGAGUAUCCUAUUCCAGGUGCCUCCCUGUCUCCCGCUCGAAAGCACACACGCGAGGUCCUUCAUCUAUCCCCCGGAGCUAGAUCAGCGGGAAGAAUACGCGCAAGAAUGUUCGGGUCUAGACGCAGGCAAUAGCACGGACAGCUACCCUUCUAGAAGGUUCUAGGCGGUGCACAAGUCCAGAGGCAGAGAGGGAGUGGGAAUGAGCGAGCGAAGGACCGGGGUCACGAGGCCGUUGGGGGGGAGGAGCCAGCGGCCGGGGAGGUUCUAGUCUGUUCUGCCUCGCGGCAGCCGCCCCCUUCUACUCGGUCACGUUGAGCCGCGCCCGGGCCUGGCCUCGGGUCUCCACCGCCGCCCGCCGCCUCCUCCCGCCUCCCGCCUCCCGACCAUGGAUCCCCGCAAAGUGAGCGAGCUUCGGGCCUUCGUGAAGAUGUGUAAGCAGGAUCCGAGCGUCCUGCACACCGAGGAAAUGCGUUUCCUGAGGGAGUGGGUGGAGAGCAUGGGGGGUAAAGUACCACCUGCUACUCAUAAAACUAAGACAGAAGAAAAUACCAAGGAAGAAAAAAGAGAUACUAAGACAGAGGAAAACAUAAAGACGGAUGAACUAUCAAGUGAGGAGAGUGAUCUAGAAAUUGACUGUGAGGGUGUAAUUGAGCCAGACACUGAUGCCCCUCAAGAGAUGGGAGAUGAUAAUGCAGAGAUCACUGAGGAGAUGAUGGAUCAAGCAAAUGAAAAGAAGGGGGCUGCCAUUGAGGCCCUAAACGAUGGUGAGCUGCAGAAAGCCAUUGACUUGUUCACUGAUGCCAUCAAGCUAAAUCCUCGCUUGGCAAUCCUAUAUGCCAAGAGAGCCAGUGUGUUCAUCAAGUUACAGAAGCCAAACGCUGCCAUCCGAGACUGUGACAGAGCCAUUGAAAUAAACCCUGACUCAGCUCAGCCAUACAAAUGGCGAGGGAAAGCACACAGACUGCUGGGUCACUGGGAAGAAGCAGCUCAUGACCUUGCCCUUGCCUGUAAACUGGAUUAUGAUGAGGAUGCCAGUGCAAUGCUGAAAGAGGUUCAACCUCGGGCUCAAAAAAUUGCUGAACAUCGGAGAAAAUAUGAGCGAAAGCGUGAAGAGCGAGAGAUAAAAGAAAGGAUAGAAAGGGUGAAGAAGGCUCGAGAAGAGCAUGAGAGAGCCCAGAGGGAAGAAGAAGCCAGAAGACAGUCCGGAGCUCAAUAUGGCUCUUUUCCAGGUGGUUUUCCUGGGGGAAUGCCUGGUAAUUUCCCGGGAGGAAUGCCUGGAAUGGGAGCGGGCAUGCCUGGGAUGGCAGGAAUGCCUGGACUCAAUGAAAUCCUCAGUGAUCCAGAGGUUCUUGCAGCCAUGCAGGAUCCAGAAGUCAUGGUGGCUUUCCAGGAUGUGGCCCAGAACCCAGCAAAUAUGUCAAAAUAUCAGAGCAACCCAAAGGUUAUGAAUCUCAUCAGUAAAUUGUCAGCCAAGUUUGGAGGUCAAGCGUAAUGUUAAACAGAGCCCUUGCUGAAUGAAGAGCAGCUUAGCUCACUUACUGGAUGUUGCAAUAAUACAAACCAGUGUACCUCUGACCUCAUCGGGAGAGCUGGGGUGCUUCGAAGAUUCUCCCUACCCUUCUGCAUCAACUGCGGCUGAAGCAUUUUACAGUGGUUUGCCAUUAGGGUCUUCAUUCAGAUAAUGUUUUCCUACUAGGAAGUACAAACCUAAAACACUCUUCAACCUUAAACAUUUUUAAAAAAUUUGGGGGUGUUAAUUCCUACAUUUUUCUUUACUAAUCUUUUUGGGUUUUUCCUUUGAAUUACUGGGCAAGGAAGCUGAAUAUGGUCGACUUACUGCUCUCAUGAAUGGAAAUAAAGAUUUGUUAGUGGGAAGCAAAUAAAACCCAUUUAAGUUGAUUGAGUGGGACAUAUGGUUACUGAAGCAUCUUGAUUUGUCUUUUUUUUUUUUUUUUUUUUAAUGUUUUAUUUCACAAUGAUCUAUUUCAGUGAAUCUCUUGGGACCACCAAUAUUUGGAUCUGACUUGGGUAGGACUGAAGUGUUGGACAGAGCAGCAGCAAGUCCUCGGUUUUGUUUGACCUUGUGUAAGCUGCAUUGAAAUCUUACACUGUGCUGCAGGGGCGAUCUUUGUAUUAUUUUUUAAGUGUUACAGUGGAGUUAGAAUAUCUAGUUCUGCCAUUGUCACUGUUUCAAAUAAAUGUUCCAUAGCAUUCCCACAUAGUGGAAAAAGAGUGCUUUCUGUGUUUCUGUCAAAAAUGACCUUUCCUAUUAGAAAUACCCCUAUCUGCUUGUCCUCUUAAUCUUCUUGAGCUAAGAUAGUGGUUUUUCACUAACAUCAUCAGUUCUAUCAUUCACAGCGUAAUUGUGGAAGUAUAUUUAUUGCUAGUUUAAUUUCAUAUAGUACAUAUGGUAGUUGUAAGGUCAUACCUGUAACAGCUGUGGUCUUGUACUUGGACAUGGGGUUGCUUGUUUAAAUAUUACAGUUCUACACUUGUGAACUAUCAUAUCAGAAGACAUUGGACGGAGGGAUUCCCUUUGGUUUUAGAUAUGCUUAUGAAAUUGAGAAACAAUUGCGAAUUUAGAGUUCAUGUUGAAGUAUACAUCUUUGUAUUUUGAAGAGUUUAAAUUGUUUAUGUAUGAUGAAAGAUUCAUUCGUCCUAUUUAGCUCUUAAGUACUCCGAUGUGUUUAAUGCCUGUUUUCUCUCCUUCCUUCUGCUGCAAGGAUACAGGAAAAUGAUAUCCAGAGUGCAUAUUUAAAUUAGCACAUAUCUGAAAUCAUAUGUCUGUGUGCAGGUUUACCUGCUUCAUACAGCAGACACAGAUGCAUCUUGUUACAUGUGAGAAAAAGCAGUAUUUGAACAGAGCAUGCGUUUAAAGUCCUUGACAAACAUUCAUCCCAUAAUCUUAAAUUUGAAGUUUGCACGGUGUUCUUUUUGUUCAAGUGUGUUCUUUCAUAAAAUUCCAUGGUGUGCUGUGCUUUCCUGAAGAUCAGUUUCUUUUGGACUCUGACUAUACAUGACCUAAUUAUAUUCUAAUAUUGCAAAUACUACCAUAAAUGGGUGAAAUUGCUCUUCUGAUAACUGUGUCCUUUGCUUUUAGACUUCUGAGUUCCAUAGAUUAAAAAAAAAAUACAGUCUUCAUUUUUUUCAUAAAGACUCAGUAUCAUUUCUACACCAGAAAUAUUGUUUUGUUUUUUUUCACUAAAGAUACUAUAAGAAAAAUACUAUAAGAAGAUAGAGGGGUUUUCUGCUUAAAGAUAUGUGGUUAAUAUGCCUAAGAUGCUAAAAUAAAAUAUGGUUUCAAACUGGA